This is a messenger RNA of Pectinophora gossypiella (pink bollworm), 4497 nucleotides long. RefSeq names its product 2-phosphoxylose phosphatase 1. The record is from RefSeq and is a predicted model, not a curated record. Bases 240 to 2222 code for a protein of 660 amino acids. NCBI's taxonomy places the organism in Eukaryota, Metazoa, Arthropoda, Insecta, Lepidoptera, Gelechiidae. Gene Ontology annotation, molecular function: phosphatase activity. The transcript is spliced from 7 exons. Gene Ontology annotation, biological process: dephosphorylation.
CUGAUGCUUUUAUGUAGAAUAUAUUUUCUUUUUGUCGAGUUAUUUAAUAUUAGAAACUGUGUUAUAUCUGAUGUAGUGUAUCAUGUAGCAUUUAAUUAAGAGAGCUUCGCAGCGAUUCUUUGAAAAAUGGUGUUACGUUUCAGAAAUUUAAUGAAAAGCCGUACGAUGAUAGAUGUUGUAAUGUAUUCCUCCUACACAUGAAUAUUUUAAUGUAAAUGUGCAAUUAACUAUCUUGUAAAAUGGCCAUAUCAUUUACAAACAAGAGUAAGAUUAUAUCGGAGAUAAUGAAGUUCUCUUUUAACCACCGAGCCUUUUACUGCUAUUUAGGAAUGAGUUUGUGGAUAUUCUUUCUCAUCACAGUGAUGUACAAAUACAUGGCAGUAGGGGAGGAGGUGGUAACACCUAAGAAGAUUGUCCAUCAUGAGUACAUAUCAAAGAGUGACUCCAAGUUCAGGAAGAUAUACCUCCGUGCCUGCAAUCCUCCAGACAGCAUUGUCAGAGGCUCUGAAGGUGUGGUAGACACAGACACAUGGUUGCUGCAGGGAGUCCUUGUGCUAACGAGACACGGAGACAGAGGGCCCCUAACACACCUCAAGGGGGGUGACAAGUUGCCUUGUGAUGUCGAGCCUGUGUCACCUUUGCUCAAGAGCUACGUGGAAUUCGUGAGCAACUCCAGCGUGGGAGGUCGCGCGGCGUGGGUGUCGGGCGGCGGGCCGUUCCACAACUUCCCGUCGCUGCCGCCGCGCGCCGCCGGCACCCACUGCGCGCUCGGUCAGCUCACACCACGCGGCCUGCUGCAGAUGCUUACUGUUGGAGUCAUACUUAGAGAUGCGUAUGGUGAUAAAUUAGCAUUAAACAUAGAACCCGGCAAAAAAGAUACAGGCGAGGUGAUAUCAUACAGCACGCGGUACCGGCGCACGUUCCAGUCCCUGCUGGGCGUGUCGUGGGGCGUGGCGGGGCGCGGCGCGGGCGCGCUGGCCGCGGCGGCGCGGGAGAGCCACAGCGUCGCCUUCUGCCACCGCGACUGCGCCUGCACCAGGCAUCACGCGCUUAACAAAAAAAUCAACAUGCAAGCGAAAAACCGCCUGGAAUCCCAUCCAGCGAUCAAGGAAUUAGUCACGAAACUCUCGAAGGUACUCUUCGAAUCUCAAGAACAUAUCGACGCAGAUGUUGUAAGAGACGCUCUGCUAGCGUACAUGUGCCAUGACGCCCCGCUGCCUUGCUCCGAGAAACCCAAACCUGCCAAAAAGACCGGCAAAGGACACAGAAAGUUCAGAAGAGACACCAUUAACUCGAGAAAUCUCCUAGACAUUGACAUUGAUACUUUAAACAUGGAGUUAGAUUACAUAAACAAUCAAGUAGAUUUCAACAACGAAAUCGGAAGGAAAGCUAGAGAUAUUAUAGGUAAAUAUUACGACAGCAAAGACAAGAAAGCGCCUCUCGACUUCGACGCACAGAUGGAGAGAGAAAAGUUACUGUACUACCAACAAAGGUACAUAGACAACUCUGAUGCGUACGAAGAUGUUGUCAUUGUAAAGAAGAAUUUAGAUGCAGACUUCAACUUUCCGAACGACGCUAGAAUGGACACGGACUUUGAUGAAGAUUACAGAGAGCCAACAGAAACGCCAGAGGACUUCUGCAUUAAAAAGGAACACGUGAUGUCCUUAUUUGCGUAUUUAGAAUGGAGUUACCGACAAGAGAUAAAGAAUGUCCACAAUAGAAGACGCGGUUUGCUAGUGGCAUACGGAUUGAUACACAAUAUUGUCCAGAAUAUGAUCAGGAUGAUCUCCGAAAAUAAACCAAAGUUGGUCAUAUAUUCUGGACAUGAUAAAACUCUCCAAGCGCUCAUAUUAGCGUUGGGUUUGAAUAAUUAUCAACACUAUAACAUACAGUACGCAUCAAGAAUGAUAUUCGAAGUACACAGGAAGAAGGAUUUACGCGACGAAUUUAAAUUUACGAAGCGAAAAGCGGUGGCGCAGGACUUUUACUUCCGAGUAGUUUAUAAUGGGGAAGAUAUCACGAAUAAAUUAAGCUUUUGUAAGGGGAAACAUAAUGUAGUCAUGAGGGUGGUAGAUCCCAUAGAUGAUAUGAAGAUUUAUAAUACAUAUCUGUGUCCUAUAGAGAAUAUUGUUAGAUUUAUACAUGACGAUUAUUUUUCAGUUUUUAACGCGACUAAUUUUAAAGACGCUUGUGCGAGUUACGGUACCUCCAAACGGGUGUAGACGUCACUUUAUAAAUGUUUCAAUGUGCAAACGAACAAUAGGCUGUAUGGACUCUAGUCCCGUGCCAUAUGGGAUGAAAAACAAAUCUAAAGCAACAAAGCCCUUAAUUUUUAAUUACUCACUGGCCCCGAUUCCUGCAGGCACCUCCUAAUUUUAAGUUAUACCUGUCAUUUUCUUAUCUGCCGAAAAGGAAAGAGACGGAUGAUUGAGUGUUGUGACUGUGUUAAUUUUAAAAUGAACGAAUAACUCGGGCGAAUAAAAUACGCAUCUCGCUCAUAUGUAAGCCGUUUGACGUGUGCUGUCAACUUUAUUCUGUCGGGUUAUUGGCCAAUAUAAAAUUUAGGAAGGAUUUUUUAAACUUCGGCCUAAAAUUGACAUGUGUUCCAUAAAUUUUAUGCCUGUCGAUUAUACGUCUCUUUCCUUUUCGGCGGAUAAGAAAAUGACAGGUGUGUCUUAAAGUAAAAUUAGAUGGUGUGUAUUGGAAUCACCACCAUUGCCUGUUACUUUAUGGGAUAACAAAAUACCAUUUGAAGGUAUUUGUCCUUUUCUAAAUUGUAAAAAUAUUUGUUAUUUUAUCAGACUAGUUUUUUAGGUGAUUUUCUUCUAUUUUUAUAGGUAGAGAUUAUUUUUGAGAUUUUGUUUACUUUUUUAAAGUUUGCUUUACGUAUAUUAUUAUCUAUGAUCGGUAUAUUUUUUAAAUUAAGCUUGAUUACAAAUUAGCUAUAUUACUUAAAAUCGAUUGUUGAAUGAUUUUAAUCGGAUCUCAUAUUUAUUUAUUUUUUGUGUAAUUUAUUCCAGUGUCGAAUAAGUGAUCUCAACAUUUGAUUUUGUAAUUUUUACAUAAGUAAUUUGAAUGUUAACUUACAUAUCUCAAGUAAUACUUAAGGCUAAGAAAUCAAAAGACUGCACAUAUUUUUAAUUUAUUGGAUUAUUUAUCGAUUAUUUUAGUUCUAGAGAAUUCUAUUUUUAAAUGUUAAACAUCAUUCAUUACUAAUGGCAAAGAAUAAAGAGUAAUAUUACGUAUAGAACGGCAACGUGGUAAAUUAAGUGUUUACCAAUUUGUAUCGGGCCUCGGCCACACGCCGUUAAAGAGUAAGGCCGGGUUUGCACUGACGCGAAGAUGGGCGGAGAAGAGCGGAGAUGUGCGGAUUUGACCAAUCACAGCGUUCGAGAGAGCGAAAAACGACGCUCAGUCACUCCCUCACGGUGAUUGGUCGAUUCCUGCACUACUCCGCUCAACUCCGCACAACUCCGCGUCAAUGGAAACGCAGCCUAAGAGAGAGAGCGCGCGGACUGUCUCGCUCGCAUUUAGAAAGAAAGAAAGAAAGUAUUUAUUAACGCAUAAGCAUUACGCAUGCAUUUACGCUUUAAGUAGCACACAGUAAGAAUGAGAUUUUUGUAUGGAGUGUCCGGGGUGUGCUAACGGUGAUCAAACAAAAAAAAUGUUUUUUUUUUUGCUAAUGGUGCUCUGCCAGAAACAAAUUUCAUUUUAGUGUGGCAGCCCUAAAUGUCGUGCCAUCCUUCACUUACGUACAAUCAAAGAGCAAAAGUGCAGUCACAGAGCCCAGCGAUUUUUUUGUAAACAGUGGUGAAAUUAUGAACCAUUAGUUGUCAUAAUUAUAAAAUUGAUGUUUUAACCCCCCUGGGCUAUCACAGAUUCGGACGGGAUGGUAUUUAUUAAGUCAGAUUUAAUGACUUUUUUAUAGCAUUUACCAGUGCUUAGGGAAACUCGCAAAGAGAAAAUUCGCAUGGUCAGGAGGAACACCCGGUGGUGAGGUUAACGCGCUCGUCCCGGCUUGACAAGGGCUGCGGGUUCAAGUCCCGUCCGAGUCACAUUUUUUUUCGAUUUAAAUUUUCUCUUUGUAAGUCAGAUUCCUUUUUUCUUUGCGUAUUUUAUAUGAAAAAGUGGCGCCACUAACAGUUUGUUGUCUGUGGUCUUACUAUAAUUUCCAAAGAACAUUGUUUAAAAAGAGAAUAUUUAUUUAAUGAAAUAGUUUUUGUAAGUACAUAAUUUGCUGAACCAUAUGCUGUUUUAACUGUUGAAUAUUGUAACACGUAGAUUUUGUCACAAAACAUAAAAAGUAACAUAUCACUCUUAUAACUCGGUACAUAAUAAAAGUGAUUGACCAAUGGAAAUGGAUUUUAUUAAAAUUUCUAACGCUGAUUACUGUUGGCAACUCCAACAUUUUAGUUUUUAAUUAUUUUUUAACCAUGGCAAUACUGUAACAUAUACCCUUUUCUAAUGGUGAACAAUACACGCGAUUCCCUAAACUUC